ACAUGCGUAUGCACACUGCAUACAAUGCUCUUUCAAGGUCAGAUCUUGAGGUAAUCUUCGAAACAAAUGCAUUUGCACAGAUGAACAAACUAAUGCUGCUCCAACUUAGUCAUGUACAACUUGAAGGAAACUAUCAAGAAUUUCCAAAAGGGCUAAGAUGGUUGAGUUGGCAUCAAUCUCAGUUGGAAUUUUUACCCAAUGAUUUUUCAUUGAAGAGUUUGGUUGUUCUUGAAAUGUGCUAUAGCAGCUUGAAACGAUUUUGGAAUCAUACAGCUGAGUAUCUCCCAACAAUGAAGAUCCUAAAUCUCAGCCAUUCCCAUAGUCUUGAAGAAACCCCUGACUUUUCGUUUGUUCCAAAUCUAGAGGUUCUGAUUCUGAAAGAUUGUCCAAGCUUGAUUGAUGUUCAUGAAACCAUUGGAAACCUGGAGAAACUCAGUGAGUUGAAUAUGGAAGAUUGCAAAAACGUUAGGAAGUUGCCGAACAUUUCUGGGCUAAAAUUCCUUAAAAUACUUAUUAUUUCUGGCUGCUCAAAUCUUAAUGAUUUUCCAAUGGACAUGAGGAACAUGAAAUCUUUAAAAGUAUUUCAGGCGGAUGGCGUUCCAAUUCAUCAAUUGCUCCAUACCACAGCGGAUCCAGAGGUUGUACUAGGGCAAAAAAGUAUUCCAGAAUUGUUUUGGACUUCUUAUUUGCCAAGCAACUUAGUAGAUUUAAGUAUUGCAAAUUGCAAUCUUUCUGAUGAUGAUUUUCCUGGGGCAUUUCAAAACCUAUACGCAUUGCAAAAGUUAGACCUAAGCGGUAACCCAAUUUGCAGCCUACCAGAUGGUAUUAGAGGUCUAACGAGGCUCUAUACACUUUCUUUUUCUCAAUGCACAAGGCUCAAAUACCUUGUGAGGCUACCUAGGGUUGGAUAGUAUUGUAAUAUCCGGAUGCACCUCACUGGAGAAAAUAUCGUAUCAAUCAAUUUCGUACCGACCCACCCGCUUCGUCAUCGGAUCCAACUGGAACCUAGCUCUGCUUCAGGGCUGCUUCAAAUUUGAACCCAUUGAUGCAUUUGGCGAUGCAGAAAUGAUCAACCUUUUGGGCUUAACCAACUGGGCAGCCAUGCGAAUAAUUAUGGACACUACACAUGAUGCGCUUGUCAAUGCUACGACUGAUGAGACGAGGAAGCAACCCAUCAAGGGACUGUAUGAAAAUGGUAUAUUCAGCGCAUUUCUUCCUGGGGACCUGGUUCCAAAACAAUUCACCCAUUAUAUGGAUGGCCCCUCAGUAUCUUACACCGUGCCUUUACUUCCCAACCUCAAGAUCAGAGGCUUGAACGUCUUCGCGGUCUAUACAAAAUCCGACACUCCUUCUAGGUACAGUCAGGGGCGGAGCCACACUGGUCCCAGUGUGGUCACG
Prunus avium (sweet cherry) is the source of this 1398-nucleotide messenger RNA. NCBI's taxonomy places the organism in Eukaryota, Viridiplantae, Streptophyta, Magnoliopsida, Rosales, Rosaceae. The record is from RefSeq and is a predicted model, not a curated record.